This is a messenger RNA of Alternaria atra, 1152 nucleotides long. RefSeq lists its product as uncharacterized. Gene Ontology annotation, cellular component: nucleus; cytosol; proteasome regulatory particle, lid subcomplex. Lineage: Eukaryota; Fungi; Ascomycota; Dothideomycetes; Pleosporales; Pleosporaceae. Gene Ontology annotation, molecular function: structural molecule activity. Bases 1 to 1152 code for a protein of 383 amino acids. Gene Ontology annotation, biological process: ubiquitin-dependent protein catabolic process. The record is from RefSeq and is a predicted model, not a curated record. The transcript has 2 exons.
AUGGCCAUGGAUACAGACACGAUUCCGAACCUUCUGGGCGAUGCGCGGGACGAGGCACCGGAGGAACUCCAGGAAUACUUCAUCGCCUUUGAGGACUUCUGGGAGCGAAAGCUAUGGCACGAGCUUACCGAUAAGCUCAUCGAGUUCUUCGACCACCCAGAGAGCGCCAAGCAGCGGAUACCCUUCUUCGAGACCUUCAUCAAGAGCUUCGCAAACAAGAUCAACCAGCUGAAGCUCGUUACCUUGGGGCUCAACACAGCCUCACAGUACAAGGACGACAAGGAACGCCUUGCUUUUGUCAACGAUCUCGCAAAGAGUGUCAACAAGCCCGCCUCACAAGAUGCCUACGUAUACGCCACAGUCGCUGCCGCCAGCAUACAGCUACGGUUAAAUGAUGAGGAGGGAGCCAAGAAGAAGCUAGACGAGUGUGAGCAGAUACUGGAUACCUUCGACUCGGUGGAGACGGUUGUGCACGCCUCGUUCUACCGGGCAAGCGCAGAGUACUACAAGUCCAAGCACGAAUUCGCCGCAUACUACAAGAACGCCCUGCUGUUCCUGGCCUGUGUCGACCUUAACGACCUAGAACUCCGGGAACGCCAGUCUCGCGCCUACGACCUCAGCAUUGCCGCGCUCGUCUCAGACUCCAUCUACAACUUUGGAGAGCUGUUACUACACCCCAUCCUCGACUCGCUCGUCAACACCCCACACGCAUGGCUUCGCGAUCUCCUCUUCGCCUUCAACCGUGGCGACCUGAUGGCGUACGACGUCCUCUCGAACAACAUUACCAAGGCCCCGCUUCUCAAGGAGCACCAGACCUUCCUCUAUCAGAAGAUCUCGCUAUCCGCUCUCACAGAGACCGUCUUCCGCCGCCCACCCCACGACCGCGCCAUGACCUUCUCCGAGAUCUCCCAGGAGACCAAGGUACAACCGAACGAGAUCGAGCACCUGAUCAUGAAGGCGCUGAGCUUGGGACUGCUCAAGGGUCAAAUCGACCAGGUUGCCGAGAUUGCGCGCAUCAACUGGGUGCAGCCCAAGGUUCUGGACAUGAAGCAGAUUGAGGGUAUGAGGACACGGUUGAAGGAGUGGGAUGCCAGUGUUAACCAGCUGGGUAACUGGAUCGAGGGUGUAGGCAAGGACGUCUGGGCUGCUUGA